This is a messenger RNA of Microtus oregoni (creeping vole), 3687 nucleotides long. RefSeq names its product lysosomal-trafficking regulator-like. The record is from RefSeq and is a predicted model, not a curated record. Lineage: Eukaryota; Metazoa; Chordata; Mammalia; Rodentia; Cricetidae. Gene Ontology annotation, biological process: G protein-coupled receptor signaling pathway. Gene Ontology annotation, cellular component: membrane. Gene Ontology annotation, molecular function: G protein-coupled receptor activity.
AUGCCCUCAAGAACUUAUGCCAUAGAAGGAGUAAACAAUGUCAGUGAAUUUAUUUUCUGGGGCCUUUCUCAGAGUCCAGAGAUUGAAGAAGUAUGCUUUGUGGUGUUUUCCUUCUUUUACAUGGUUGUAGUGCUGGGAAAUCUCCUCAUUAUGGUCACAGUUUUCAGUGGCAAUCUUUUCAAGUCCCCCAUGUACUUUUUCCUCAGCUUUCUAUCUUUUGUGGACAUUUUCUACUCCUCAGUCACAGCAUCCAAGAAGAUUGUUGACCUGCUGGUGAAGAAAAAACUAUCUCCUAUGUGGGGUGCAUGUUACAAACCUUUUGGGGUUCACUUCUUUGGUUGCACUGAGAUCUUCACCCUUACUGUCAUGGCCUAUGAUCGAUAUGUGGCCAUCUGUAAACCCCUCCACUACAUGACUAUUAUGGACCUGGAGAGAUGCAAUAAGAUGCUGCUGGGAACAUGGACUCUUUUGCUUCUGACCCAGGCCCUGACAUGUAGAGAAGAACUCCUGACACUUCUUCUGUCACUCCUUCCCUUGGUGUGGAAGAUACCUGUCCAGGAACAGCAAGCAACAGAUUUUAACUUGCCGUUGUCAUCUGAUAUAAUCCUGACCAAAGAAAAGAACUCAAGUUUGCAAAAAUCAACUCAGGGAAAAUUAUAUUUAGAAGGAAGUGCUCCUCCUGGUUCAAUCUCUGCAAAAGUAAACCUUUUUCAAAAAAGCAGACGACAGCGUAAAAGUACCCACCGCUACUCUGUAAGAGAUGCAAGAAAGACACAGCUCUCCACCUCUGACUCUGAAGGCAACUCAGAUGAGAAAAGUACAGUUAUGAGUAAGCACAGGAGGUCCCAUGUGCUACCCCGGAUCCUGACGCAGUCUCCUAAGGAAGACCACCUCCUCGCCAAACUUGUCCCCUCUGCAACCAAAGAACAGAUCCUUUCUGACACCAUGACUUUGGAAAACUCCAGAGAAAUCAUCCCGAGACAGGAUUCAAAUGGCGACAUAUUAAGUGAGCCAGCUGCCUUGUCUAUUCUCAGUAACAUGAAUAACUCUCCCUUUGACUUAUGUCAUGUUCUGUUAUCGCUAUUGGAGAAAGUCUGUAAGUUUGACAUUGCUUUGAAUCAUAAUUCUUCUCUAGCAGCCAGUGUAGUACCCACGCUGACUGAGUUUCUAGCAGGCUUUGGGGACUGCUGUAACCAGAGUGACACUUUGGAGAGACAAGUGGUUUCUACAGGUUGGACUGAAGAACCAGUGGCUUUGGUUCAACGGAUGCUCUUUCGAACUGUGGUGCAUCUUAUGUCAGUAGAUGUUAGCACAGCAGAGGCAAUGCCAGAAAGUCUUAGAAAAAACUUGACUGAAUUGCUUAGGGCAGCUUUAAAAAUUAGAGCUUGCUUGGAAAAGCAGCCUGACCCUUUCUCACCAAGACAAAAGAAAACACUACAGGAGGUCCAGGAGGGCUUUAUAUUUUCCAAGUAUCGUCAUAGAGGCCUUCUUCUCCCCGAGCUUCUGGAAGGAGUUCUACAGCUCCUUAUCUCUUGUCUUCAGAGUGCAGCUUCAAAUCCCUUUUACUUCAGUCAAGCCAUGGAUUUAGUUCAAGAAUUUAUUCAGCACCAAGGAUUUAAUCUGUUUGAAACAGCAGUUCUUCAGAUGGAAUGGCUGCUUUCAAGGGACGGUGUUCCCUCAGGGGCUGCCGAACAUUUGAAAACCUUGAUCAACAGUGUAAUGAAAAUAAUAAGUACUGUCAAAAAGGUAAAAUCAGAGCAACUUCAUCAUUCCAUGUGCACGAGGAAACGGCACCGGCGCUGUGAGUAUUCCCAUUUCAUGCAGCACCACCGUGAUCUCUCAGGUCUCCUCGUUUCAGCUUUUAAAAACCAGCUUUCUAAAAGCCCCUUCGAAGAGACUGCAGAGGGAGAUGUGCAGUAUCCCGAGCGGUGCUGCUGCAUUGCAGUGUGCGCUCACCAGUGCUUACGCUUGCUGCAGCAGGUUUCCCUGAGCACCACCUGUGUCCAGAUCCUAUCAGGUGUACACAGUGUCGGAAUCUGUUGUUGUAUGGAUCCUAAGUCUGUGAUUAUCCCUUUACUCCAUGCUUUUAAGUUGCCAGCACUGAAGAAUUUUCAGCAACACAUACUGAAUGUCCUUAACAAACUUCUUCUGGAUCAGUUAGGAGGAGCAGAGAUUUCACAGAAAAUUAAAAAAGCAGCUUGUAACAUCUGUACUGUGGAUUCUGACCAACUGGCUAAGUUAGAAGAGACACUGCAAGGCACCUUGUGUGGUGCUGGCCCUUCCUCUGGCUUGCCCAGUCCUUCGUACAGAUUUCAAGGGAUCCUGCCCAGCAGUGGGUCUGAAGACUUCUUGUGGAAAUGGGAUGCAUUGGAAGCUUAUCAGAACUUUGUCUUUCAAGAAGACAUUGCAAAUCACAUUUGCAAUUUGAUCCAGAAAGGCAAUGUUCAGUGGAAAUUGUAUAAUUAUAUUUUUAAUCCUGUGCUCCAAAGAGGAGUUGAAUUAGUACACCAUUACCAACAACUAAGCAUUACUUCUGUUCAGACUCAUAUGUGUAGCCAACUGAAACAGUGUUUGUCUCAGGAAGUGCUUCAGAUCUAUCUAAAAACUCUGCCUAUUCUACUUAAAUCCAGGGUAAUAAGAGAUUUGUUUUUAAGUUGUAAUGGAGUAAACCAAAUAAUUGAAUUAAAUUACUUAGAUGGGAUUCAAAGUCAUUCCCUCAAAGCAUUUGAAACUCUGAUUAUCAGCCUAGGGGAACAACAGAAAGAUGCUUCAGUUCCAGGUGCCAAUGGGUUAGACAUUGAGCAGGAGUUACCCUCCUUAAGUGUGAGUCCUUCUCUCUGUAAGCAGCAAGCUUCUUCAGAUUCUCCUCGGAGUCUCAGUAAGUUUUAUGCCAGUCUCAGAGAAGCUUAUCCAAAGAAACAGAAGACUGUUCAGCAGGAUGUUCACAUAAACACCAUAAACCUCUUUCUCUGUGUGGCUUUUUUAUGUGUCAGUAAAGAAGCAGAUUCUGAUAGGGACUCUGUCAGUGAGUCGGAAGAUACUUCUGGCUAUGACAGUACUGCCAGUGAACCAUUAAGUCACAUGCUACCGUGUCUGUCUCUUGAGAAUGUCAUCUUACCUUCCCCUGAAUGUUUGCACCAAGCAGCAGACAUUUGGUCUAUGUGCCGUUGGAUCUACAUGUUGAGUUCAGUCUUCCAGAAACAAUUUCACAGACUUGGUGGUUUCCGAGUGUGCCAUCAAUUAAUAUUUAUGAUAAUCCAAAAACUAUUCACAAUUCGUGAUGAGAAACAAGGAAAAAGGCACGGAGAAAUGAGUGUAAAUGAAAACCAAGAGUUAAUCAGAAUGUCUCAACCUGAAAUGACAUCGAAGGAAGGAGAUGUGUCAUCUUCAGCAGCACCAGAACUGGGACAUCUGAAAAAGAGUGCUGACAGCUUGAAUGACUUAGAGUCAGAGCACAUGUUUCCCACAAAUGUAGAGCAGACUUUGGUUACUGAAGCUGUUCCUGGGGAAGCAAAGGCAUUUAUGAAUCAAGACAAUGAGACCUCUCUCCAGAGCAUACGACUUUUGGAGUCCCUCCUGGCCAUUUGUCUUCAUAGCUCCAGAGCCAGUCAACAGAAGAUGGAUUUGGAACUACCUCCUCAGGUGAUGCUUUAUCCUCAGUCCAGCUUAUGUAACAUAUAUGUGUAG